AUGCAAAACGGUUCAAUAAGAGACGAUAUGCUCAGCGCAUCAUCAGUUCAUUCAAAAAGUAACGAAGCCUGGGGACGACUCCAUCACUCGGGCGGAAGUUGGACGCCGAACACGGAUGACAAAAAUCAGUGGUUUCAAGUGAACUUUGACCCUGAGCUGAAACGUAUCACUCAUAUCGCCACACAAGGAUACGGACAAUCGCAGUGGUGGUGGGUUAAGAAAUAUUUCGUCCAAUUUAAAAGGCGAGGAGCUUCAUCUCUUGAGACAUACAAGGAAAACAAUCAAAGAGUGGUAGGUUAACGCUAUGACUAGGAUCAAUUUUCUCCUGACAAUCAGUGAUCGAACAUCAUCAAGAAAAAAGAUUAUGAGGAUUAUUAAAAUGAUCGCCAAUGGGCAAAUGUCUUAUCUUCUAUCAAAUUCUUUUAACUACGCUUCUGUUCAGAUGGAUCUAAUUAAAAAUUUACAACUCAGACAAUAAAUUGCGAAAUUGAGAUCAGGAAACCAUGUUUUAAGAAUCAAAACCUGUAGACUGACUGUGUCUCAAAAAUUCCUGAAAACGCUAGAAUAUGUCAACACAGUUCCGUAAUGAUAUUGAGAACGAAUUGCACUUCAUCUUUGAUUGUAGUCUUCCCAGCCACGCAAGAGAUUAUAUGAUGACAUUACUUUUACCCGAACUUUACUAAUCUCAAUACAAUAGAUUAAAACAUCGUUUGUUUAAGACCCAUUCAUUUGUGAGAGAACUAGGUUAUUUCAUUUUUGGAGGAUUCCAGGGAAGAAAAAUUUAGACUUCAUAAAUUAUUGAUCCUGAUGAUCUUCCGCUUUUUAUUAUGAUCACUUUUCUUUUUAUCUAGUUACUAAUCUUUUUUUAUUUUUACAUUGUUUUCCUUUUAUGCGAACACCAUCUAUGUAAAUGGCACUGCGAAAUAUACGUUGUUGUUGUGUGAAAAUCAGUCCGGAGAAAUUUUAUUUCGACACUGGGACUUAAAGGCUUAACAUAAGACUUUAAUUUCUUUUUUGACCGCGGCAGGAUUAGCUCAGUCGGUAGAGCGCUUGACUGCAGUGCGGGAGGUCGCGGGUCGAUUCCCGGGGCCGGACCAAUACUCAGGGUCUUAAACUAACUGAGAAAUGAAGGUACUCCCUUUGCCCUGCAAACGGGUAGACCUUCGCGUGACUCGGAUGACCACGUAAAAGGGCGAUCCCGUCCCCAGUAGGAGACGUAAAAAUAGUGCCCCCAAUUAGUACUUUCGUGCUAAAUACAUUGACACUCAAAUAAAAAGUGCAUUUUUUUUCUUUGUUUUAGGAUUUUACCGGCAACGAAGACAGAGAAGCUGUAGUAACGAACCAGUUUGAAAAUCCUUUCGAGACAAUUGCUGUGCGCAUAAUGCCAACUGUGUGGUACGGAAGGAUUGCCCUAAGAAUUGAACUCUAUGGAUGUGACAUUUAAUAGAAGAAACACACUGCAUGCGUCCCUCUAGUCUGCUACACAGCCGUUUUUAGUGUCGUCACGCAACGCUCCUCCCCAGGGAGGAGCAUUGCGUGACGACACUAAAAACGGCUGUGUAGCAGACUAGCGUCCCUAAGGGUCUGCAAAUAACCAGUAGUAGGAAUGUCCUCCUCGUCUUGUCAUCAUAUCCAGGCGUUGCCCAGUUCAGUGAUUCUAACAUCAAUCGCUGGUUUCAGUAGGCUGUCAACAGGGUCUGAGAAGUACUGAAGCACCUUUCUUCACAGCUACAAUCUGUUUACUGAGUGGUAACGCCUUGAAGUUCUCAGCACUGCCGGUAAAAUCCUGAAGUUCUCAGCACUGAGAGAAAGCUGAAAACAGCUUUUCUUAUUGCGUUUGUCCCGUUAUCAUGUAAAUCAAAAAGAUCAGAAGCCAAGUUUAGUGUUAAAGCUGUGGGGUAAUUUGCCAAAAAUUAAAAUUGUUACAGGUCAGUUUUCUUAGUUAACAGCUUGUCUUAUAAAGGCGUCUGUCGAGUAUAGGAGGUGCAUGCAUGUUGUGAGGAAUACAAGAGCAAGAGUUACUAACAUCUUUAAGUUCACAUGAAAUUGUGAUGCCUUAAAGUCACCCACAGAAGAUCGACGUCGGUGUUUUCUCUUGUUCAUGAACAGAAAUAACAACAUACAUGGUGCUACUUACUGAGUACCGCACGAAAAGGAAAACUUAUUUGACAGAACAAACACGCAGAAAAGGAGAUGUAUCGAAAUUCUGCUUAAUCCUCUGCACAAUUCAUUCUUCUUCGGCAUCCGAGAUUGACAGCUGAGAUAACACUACUGAGAACGGGAUUCACUAGCCUGCGUGGCAGGCGCAAAAAGGGGAGGGGGAGGGGAGAGGGAGAAAGGGAAAAGGGAAGGGAGCGCCUGCUCUAAGAGCCUAUGUUUUUGCAUAACGCCUACCAAUUUUCUAGUAAUCCGAUUACGCUUACUGUCAAUCAAGUGUCGCUACACUCGCCAUUGCAGAAAAACGUUACACUCACCGACUAAAGAAAUUCGCUUAGUUAUUCAGAUCCAGAAGGCACUUUGGAGAAAAUUGGAACCCUUAUUCAGCCGUAAUAAAAAAAGCUUUACGCUUCAAAAGAGGUCAAAGAAAUUGCGCUUGUAUCAGAGGGCAAAUCCUGCCGACCAGAAAACAAUAACUACAGUCAAUCGAUACUAUGUCAUGACCUCUCAGUGUGAAACAUGCGGCUAAAAUAACAUUUGCUCAGUAUAAAUGCAGAACCUUCCAGAGCACUACCCAGCAGACAAAAACAACUUUAUUGGAAGAAGCAGCAUUUUGGCAUGAGGUAAAACCACCCUCUUUUAUUGCUAAGUUACAUCGGCGAAUGUCAUUGUUCGAUAAAUUGGCUAAAUCACAAAGCACUCUUCGACAUCCACGUCUACGGCUGCCAUCUCGACUGUUUGUUGAUUUGUGAAACGCGCAUUUCAAUAUGUUACUCAUUACGGUUCAGCCAAUCAGGAAUUUGCAGAUAUGAAAAAAGGGGGUUCUUAGAGCAGGCGUCCCCUCCCCCUCUCCCCAAUCCCCCUCCCCUUUUUCCCUUCCUCCCUAUCCCCUACCACCUACCCCUUUCGACGCCUGCUACGCAGGCUAGGAUUCACCGCAAUUCGAAACCGAGGCUGACUAUCAUGCAGCUAAGAUAAGUUAAGCCUUCUUGUCAUUCUCAUGUACUAACUAAAUUGGUACAGCCAAAAGGUGCGUCUGUUCGACUGAAAUGAUUACCUUAAUGACAAAUUUCCAUAUCCUUACAUAUAGUACAACUCAUGUAAUGUCAAUCUUUUCUCACGGCGGAAAAUGGUAUGACCCUUCGAGUGGAGGCUGGACUUCGUGGAGGAUAUUUUACGGAUUAGCCCCGCCUGCUUAUGUGUUUACCAAACUUCAACAGACUUGUUUUGACUGAAUAAUUUGCUAAAAUUAAUGUUUGCUCAUUUUUCACCUGUUCCUUCCAUCCAAACGAAAUUGUUAUUUCGUCGGUGUUUCGUUUUGUGGCUCAUAAGUGAACGGUAUGUCUUCGUCUUUUAGAACUCAAUUCAACCCCCGGAUCCAUUUCAAGGUUUACACAACAAAAAAAUCGUAAAUACGAGAAGGAAAGAGAAGCUUUAAUGCUUCAGAUUAAAAUCGCUUUGGGGGGGCACUUGAACGCUACAGGAAAAUGAAACGUUAUAAUUAUCACUGUGGUGUUUAGUCAAUAAAAAAGUUCAAUACUGAAUAUAUAGUUGUCUCCAGCUUGUAGCAAAUAUUGAUUUAGCAAGUAAAUUUCACUCCUUUUCAUCUUGGUCGAACAUUGCUGUCCCUCCGCUGUUCAUCAAUGAGAUGAUUCAAAGACUAAAUUUUCAAAAAGAAAAUGGGUUUUAAUAAUAAGCUUGUAACAAAAAAGCAAGAUAAGCUCUCCGCUAUUUCACGCAAUGUCAGUUUUAUUAUUGUAAUUUCCCUUUGCGUGGCAGAACUAGUUACUCCGUCAACACAACUUAUUUGAAAACGGUGACAUUUAAUAAAACUGGUUAUUGUGUGCACGUAACAUAGACUGUUAUACCUAUCGACCCCUUAGACUCGUUCGAGGAGGCAAGUGAUAUUAAAUGACCAAGAUGUAAAUCAUACAAAUUAUAACCAAGAUGGCUAAAACUUUACGACAUCUCCUUCGACUAAUUUUGGGACUGGGCAACAAGAACAAUUCAAGAGGAUAGGUUGAUCUGCAGUUUGUCCUGAAACUCCUCAGCUUAAGAUGGUAAGAAAGUAAAUAUUGUUUAAUAUUCAAACCGAGACAAUACUGAAGAAGAAAAUCUUUACAUACCGCCGAUUCUUUCCAGCUGAAAAUCCCUUAUCACAUUCUAAAAUGCAAAUGACUGAAUUUUGAUCUGAAAAUUGGUCUUAGUCCUCGUAUAAAUUAAAUUAAUUUUUUCACUAGAAAACAAGGGGGGAUCAUUCCAAACAUAAUCAAUACUUGCCAGAAAAAAAGGGUUAUGAUUUCUUGCAUGUUUUGUCUGCAAACCGUCACCAGUUCGUCGAACUUUGCGAUGAUAAUUGGCCACGUCACAUCUAAAGCAAGUGAAGACCAUAAGGGUUAAUUGUCAAUGGUCCAAAAAGAAAGAAAGUCGAAAGUCGAGUAAGUUUCACAUCGUAGUCGCGUCGUGGAUGCACGGACGGCAAAGAAAUGUACCUUAAGAUUCUGAUGCACCAGCAGAUUUAAAUACAAUGAAGCCUUCAUGGCAGGCGUUGGAAAGGGAAAGGGAUGGGAUUGUGGGCGCGUGAGCAUGUGCGAGGGAGGAGUGAGGAGGGGUUUCCAUCCCUCCCCCCAUAAACCGAAAUCCCUUCCCCUCCCUUAGGUGUCGUACCCCUGCCUCGCAUGCUAAAUGUAACGACAAACUGUAAUUCUCGUUGCCGUCGCCGUUUUGUCAGCCUCGUCCCUACGGUUUUUCCUUGAAGCCCUGGGGACCAGGCUGCGUUGUGGUUGGAGGCACGCGUAAGCAGACGUGCUGCACGAUUCUCUCGCGCAUAAACUCAUAUUUUUGCUAGCUUUUUGGUAACUACUCUAGCUAUGAGUAUAUAUUGGCACAGAGUCUGGAAGGACUUAAUAAGGAGUUGAAAAAUGUUUUACUUGACAUCGUGAUAAAAUUAUAUUGAAUCUAAAGAAUUGUUAGAUAUACCACUUUUUUUUUGUAAUUUAUUGUAUUCCUCAUGUUAUGUUAUUUCUUAUUUAUUUAACUUUAUGUACUUUAGUCUCUUUCUCUUUUUCUUUAGGAUACUGUAUAAAAGCGUUGAAUUUGUAGUCCGACCAGCCUCGGCUAUCUAUGCUACCUGCGUGUUGGUCUAAAUUGUAAUUUAAAUCAUUUUAAAGACUUUGCUGUUAUUUUUGUUGUUUUUUUAUCAUUCGUACUAAUGCCACCAAUAAGUGGCAGGUGCGCAUGCUCUAUAGUAACUCAUAAUGACCUUCAUUACAGCCGACGCUAUUGGUGACCAGUCUCCUUGCUAUACUGUCUUUUCAAAUUGCUGAGCCGUGUCGCCUUCUUGAACCCGUGAGUCACCACAAACUGGUCGGUCACGUGAUGAGAACGAUUCCAGGCAUCUGUUUCGAGAAAUGUACCUAUUACUGCGAGCUUAACAUCAAAUGCAUCAGUGUCAAUUAUCUUACAAAAGCCAAAGAAUGUGAAUUGAACUAUGCAAGUAAAGAAAUGUUUCCAUCUUCCUUCGAGAAGACGACGGACUCACUUUAUGUGAACAAUAUCAGAAAGGAGAACAACGACAUAGAUCCAUGUAGAUCGCUGACCUGUCUACACGGAGGCUCGUGUUAUCCGCUCCCAAAACCAUGGUGCUCAUGUCUAGAUGGUUUCAAUGGUUCCACAUGUCAAAGUAGGUAGCAAGAAGACAUCAAUGCGUACAGUUUUGUGUGAAAAGAAUUUCUUGAAUCGGGAACCGGGAUGGUACAAAAUCAGAAACUCAAAUUAACUGAUGCAAUAUUCCAACAGUAGCCUUAUUCCAAAUAAGGGAUGUGAAUUAAAUCAUAAUUCCGAGCGAAGCUAGGAAAAUCAUGAUUUCCCAAUUUGGUACAACUGUAGCUUAAAUCACCGCUGUAAAACACGAUCUACCAAAUAAAAAACAACCCUCCUAAACGCCUAUCAUUUUUCAAUGUCUCUCUUAAAUUUUAUCUAAAUCGCCUCUAAAACAGCCGAGAUAUAAGCGUUUUAAAAGAUGUAGCACAAGGAAAAUUUUGCCUUAUGAAUUUACUCAUAGAUUGGUGUCCCCAAAGACGGCGCCCCUUCCAUAUACGUACAGAAAGUCUAAGUUUAAGUUAACCUUUAGCUGACUUCAACUGCUUUUCGUUUCGUUCACAGUAGAACAGCUAUUAGGUGCGCCUCUGAGAAAUCCCUUUUUAAAAGACUCUUGUUUGGUAAAUUUGUCAGUUAAUGAUAAUUUGUCUAACUGGCCCUGGUUGUUUAAACGUAAGAUAGCGGUAUCCACCAGAUCAAUCACUAUCCAGUCGAUAAGUAUUAGAGAAACCAAUUGCGCUAUCCAGUGGUUAAAGAUCAUAUCCAGUGGAUAGCGUUAUCGGCCUCUUUUGUACAACGGGGGUCUGUUUUUUACUGGUAUAUUAGCCAUUCUUAAGUAGCCCAAGAGACCGAGUCAGUGUUCUGGCAAAUCAUUGUACUAUGUGACUGUUCUGGAAACGCUAUAGCCCCUCCUUCAUGUUGAGAGAUGAAUUUAAAGGGGUUGUGUCACGGGAGUCCAGUUCAUUUUGUUUUAAUUUUGCCAAUUACUCUCCCUCAAUCUCUAUGGAACUUAAAGUAAGCAAAGAAAUUACAUGUAAAUGACAAAAUCAGAGAUCCGAGACAAACAAAUAUGUCUCCUGAGUUAUUUUUGAAGUGGCAGGCAGCAGGGAUCAACUUUGAAAAACUGUUAGGCUGAACAGUUUUCAAAAACCUUAAUUUCAAUCCGUUUCAAUCUUAAUCAGUUUUGCCCAUCUGUGGCAUUUGUUGUUUCUGUUACGUUAUUUUAACCUUCCUGUAAAGUUUUGAGCGGUUAUUUUGAUGUUUCUCGUAAUUCAACGGGCAUUUUGGAAUUUCCUAAUUUGGCUGAAUUUCGUGACACAGCUCCGAGUUUAACAUAAAAUUCAUCCCCCAAAUAGUCCCAUAAUGCAAUUCAACACAAGACCAACCCAAGCUAAAGUCUCAAGCGCAUCCUCUGAAUGUCCAAUACCUCUAUCCUCAAUAAAAUUAAUCCUUUCAGGUAGAGCAACCCUGAAUAGUUUAUCAUUGGUAGUAUCCCCAUAGGGAGACAGCCGACUGCCUUUUAGCCCUUACCGAAAGAACUUAAGCCCAUGGCCAGGUCAAACGUCAAAAUUCACAUGUGACGAACCUAGCGAGAAUAAUAGAUUUUGGCCAUGUAGCAUUAGGUUCUUCUCAUAAGAAAUUCGGCGUUUGACCCGGGCAUUGAUCUGUAAGCAAAACCCAAGAAGACUUCUUACAUUAUACUAUUUUUUUUAGAUGUUUUAUUAGAGAGCUUAGGGAUUGAAGACGAUACCAUCAUUGGAGAUGGUCAGCUGACAUCCAGUUCAGCAGAUUCCGGCCACGAGGCCUGGAAAGGAAGACUUCAUGGUAAAGGGAGCUGGAAACCAGGGAAAGGUGAUCGUGCCCCAGUCUACAAAGUGGCAUUCAAUUCACCAGUCAACAUAAGUUACAUAGCAACACAGGGUGCCCAGGAUGAUGACUGCUGGGUGACGUCAUUCAUGAUAAAAUACAAAUUGGGACACAGUCAACACGACUUCAAAAACUAUUCUCAGGUAGGAAAUAUAUAGAAAUUAUUUUAUGUGUGUACAUAACUUCAAUACAGCUAUUAGAGUGAUUUUACUUUACCCGUGAAAUAGGUAGUAGAUUACUACACACUACUUUGCUCUAGUUGUUAGUAUCCGUUUCAAGGGUCGAGUAAAAUCACUCUGUCAGAACUUAAGUUUUACAUGCCCGGAGUAUGCGUUUAGUGUUAUCGUGGGAAUGAUGGAGCGUAUCCAAAGACAAGACAAUCCGGUUAUUUUUAUGUUUCACUCAGCUUGGUAGUUCCCACUGUUUGAAUUUCGAUAGACUUUCGUGACGCAGCUCCUUGAAACCGUACCAAUGCGGCAACGAUGUUCAGUAAGGAGCGUUUACGGCUUUUCGGAUAAUAAGUGGUUGUAAGGACGGAAUGCUAUAAAUUCGUUUUCGGUCCUACUAAAAUGAAAGAUUCAUUCAGUGUGACACCCAAGAGAAAAUUAAGAAGCUUAGGCAACGACGACGACGACGGCAACGAGAAUGGGUUUAGAUUAGCAAAACAACAACUUUGAACGCGCUUCACGCUUUUUGUCCAUUUCUUUGUCGUCGUUGCACGACUACAACGUGAAAGUGCUUAAAUUCACGUUUUGUCGAGGACGGGAACACAACUUGAGACAACAAAUUUCUUUUUCUUUUCCUGAACUUUGAUACAGUCCUUUAGAAUUCAACUCCAAAAGCAUUUGCCAAUAUUUGUCGAGGUAAACGAGAUGGAAUAAGCGCAAAAAAGUUUGAAGCAGCGCGAAUUCACUUUUUAGGCGAUAAGUGACUGUUCCACCAAAGUUAUAAUUUAUUUUUAGACCAAUCAAAUGCUUAAAUCAAUCGGAAGUUGGUUCCCGAAGAGAUCCGCAAUCUUUUAUCCACUGUUGUCAAGAGGUGAAAAUGGAACACAUGCUCUGUUAGUGUAUCGCCAUUACAAUAUACGCAUUAAUUGCUUUCAGCGCAGUCACGUGUGUACUCCGUUGCAACCAAUCUAUUAAGAUGUGCGAACGUUCCAGGAAUAAUUGGACUUCCGUUUAAUUACUACCUCUAAAAAUAACUUGAGUGAAAUUCACAUAUCCCAGACAACGCCCUAAUAUUUCCUCUCUGUUUCAUUAUCGACUCUCUUGGACACCUCACUGCUACAUUGCCCACACAGACAUAAUAAAGAAACUACAUUUUGAUACAUUCUGAUAAGAGAAACACCGUUACUUUCCUUUUUCUCUCCUGCAGAUUUUCUCAGGAAACAAUGAUAAGGACACGGUUGUUUAUCAUCCUCUAAGACAGGGUCACCUCGCUAACGUGACAGAUCUCCAUAUUUUUCCAUUGACCUACCACAAUUGCACAGCCCUCAGACUGGGGCUGUAUAAGUAAUGUAAUUAUUGCAAGUAUUUAUCGCACAGGACACCAC
Messenger RNA from Porites lobata, 9175 nucleotides. The record is from the annotation of a GenBank genome assembly. Lineage: Eukaryota; Metazoa; Cnidaria; Anthozoa; Scleractinia; Poritidae.